AUGCCGAUGAAGGGCAAAGGCAAGGGGAAAGGAAAGAUGGAAUCCAAGGGAAAAGGCAAGGGCGGCAUGAAGGGGAAGGGGAAGGGAAAGAUGUGGGAUGACUAUGACCCGAUGCCCAUGAAGUCAAAGGGCAAGGGCAAGAGCAAGGCCUACGAGUACGAGGAGUACUGGCCAACACCGGCCCCAUCGAAGGGCAAAGGCAAGGGAAAGGGAAAACCUGCCUGGUCAGACUACCCAGAGCCGAAGGGCAAGGGUAAGGGAAAGGCCAAGGGCAAAGACAUGGACAUGAAAGGAAAGGGCAAAGGAAAAGGCAAAGGCAAGGGCAAAGGAAAGUCCAUGUACGACUAUGAGGACGACUACCCACCCAUGCCCAUGAAGGGAAAGGGCAAGGCCCCCAAGGGCCUUGUGAAAGGAAAGGCCAAGGGCAAAGGAAAAGGCAAAGGCAAGAUCAUGGAGAUGGAGCCUGCCAAGGGAAAGUCGAAGGGGAAGGGCAAGAAGGGCAAGGCCCCCCUGGACGAGCCCAAGAAGGGCAAAGGAAAGGCCGCCAAGGGCAAAGGAAAAGAAGGAAAAGGAAAGGGCAAGGGUAAGGGUGGAAAGGGAAAGCGUUGA
Molecule: messenger RNA, 609 nt
Organism: Symbiodinium natans
Lineage: Eukaryota; Dinophyceae; Suessiales; Symbiodiniaceae
Source: the annotation of a GenBank genome assembly